Dibothriocephalus latus is the source of this 894-nucleotide messenger RNA. The record is from the annotation of a GenBank genome assembly. Lineage: Eukaryota; Metazoa; Platyhelminthes; Cestoda; Diphyllobothriidea; Diphyllobothriidae.
GAAGGUAACUGUCACCUUUUCCUAUUUGUUAGGUUGUCAAUUAACCUUGCGCAGAUGGCGGCGUCAGCAUUUAUCAAAUCUUUCUACAUAAGUCCUGAAGACUGGGGUCUUUUAAAUGAGCCACCCAGUCAGGCUGUUUCGGAACGUGUGCUGCAGUUACUGCAGCGUGCGCGGACAACACAGCGUUUGUUUGAAACCUCCAUUCGAUAUCCGACAACAGUAUUAGCAUACGUCCUCGAUGAGUACGCAAAUGCAAGACGCAAGGUAAUUGCUGAAGCCUUUAUCAAUGCACUGACCGUCGGUUGGAAUUCUGGGCCUGGAUUUGAAUCAGUGGCCACGAAACCCAUGGAACUUCAGUCCCAUGAUCCGCUUCGUUAUGCUGGUGAUAUGCUAGCAUGGCUUCAUCAAGCAAGUGCAUCGGAGCGGGAGUACUUCAAGUCGUUAACUUCAGAUAAGGUCGAGACGGGAUUGAUGCAAGACUGCCUCAACAACAUCACUAAUGGACUGGCGUAUCCACUUCAGUUACGUCUGGAACAACUUCUUGUUACAGAACACAGUGCUGUCCUUCUUUACAAGAUCAAUAAUAUACUUCAGUUCUAUUCCUCCGUGAUAAUGAACAUUCUGGGAGAAAAAUGCACCGUCUACGCCACCCUGUCAGAACUGCAGUCCUUAAGCUGGAACCUUUUUAUAUCAGCUCUUCAUCAAGAGACUUUAAAUCUCCUCACUGAGAAUGAAUUUCCUCGGCACGAUUUCUUGCCUUCCGUCUCCGCUCUGGAGGCCUGUCGGCUUCUAGAAGCCAUCCUCACAUGCCAAGACAUGUCCUACGCCGCUCCCGAUGUUCGUCAGACAAAGUGUGAACAGGUGAGUUUGCGCGUCCGCUUGACUCUGCUCUAG